Molecule: messenger RNA, 2587 nt
Organism: Blepharisma stoltei
Lineage: Eukaryota; Ciliophora; Heterotrichea; Heterotrichida; Blepharismidae
Source: the annotation of a GenBank genome assembly
AUGAAGAUCAUACCCAACUCAUUGAUGAAAUUUCAUCUAUUUCUUUAUAACAGGACAUUUAAAGUCUUUUAUUUCCCAAAAAAUGGGACCCAAGAACUUUCCAAUUUAUUUAUCGGGAAAUACCUAAAAUCCACAGGAAUCCAAAAUUUCGUUAUAAUAAAUCAAGAUGAGAGCGCAGAAAAGCUUAUUAAAAGUUUAAAACAGAAAAAUCUUUUAAAAGGUGUUGUUUUAUUAAACCAGAAUUUAAGAAAUAUUUGAAAAAAUGGAUUAUUUUCGUAUAUAGGAUCUGGAUUAGAAAAUGCAAACAAUGAAUAUGAGAAAGAAGCCUUUACAAUUGUUAAAAUUUUGAGUAAAAUAUUAAGCUACAACGAUAAAUCCGAGUAUUUAAGCCACCUUUUGAAUGGCCUGUCUUCUAAUUUUACAUUAAUUAACAUACAAAAAGGUAAGCAAACCAACGUAGGCAGUAUAAUUGAUGGCGAAAUAAAUUUUAGUAGCAGUAUUAUUUGGCCGAAUGGGUCUUCUGUAAUCCCUAACAAUCCUUCAACAGAAAUAAAAAUCUCUAUAGCAGAUGGCAUCACAAAUCCUGGAUUUCCAAAAGGUCCAUUAACAAGCAUGUAUAUCAAAGAUGGAGCUUUUUAUGCCUUAAUGUAUAUAAAACAGACCCAUUUUUUUGACGGAUUUGAUAUCUCAAUCACACACACAGAUUUUAAUUUUUAAUGCUAAAAAUUAUAUGAAAUUACGCAAAAACAAUUAGACCGAAAUAAAUUAAAAAUAAUUAUAUCAAAUUAUUUAUACAUAUGACUGAUGAGACAGUAUAAAAAGGUCCUGCAUGUAUAAUUUUGUAUAAAAAAUUAUUGGCAAAAAAAAUAGGCAAAAAAUGAGCUAAAAAAUAGUCCAAAUUAAUGGGCUAAUAAAUAGUGUGAAAAAAUAGGCUGAAAAAUUAAAAUAGCUGUCGUGGAGUACACGUUGUGUAAAUCACAGUGGGGCAGCUGUCUACAGUGCAAAUUUUAGUAUAAACUGUUUCAAGAGUAUAAAAGAUAAGCUAGGUGUAGGAUUUCUCACCAACAUACUAGCCCCAGUUGCUAUUGGAAAUAUCCUUUCUUUUCGAGCUUUAAAUAUAACGAUUCCUCACAUUUCUGAUGUAGUGAUUGCAGGAACACUUACAAGUAAAGCCAAUUUUCCUGAAUUUAUUAGAAUUUCAAAGGACAGCCGAUAUAUAGCAACUAUAUUAGUAAAUUUUUGUAUGAUUUCUGGAUGAAAAAAUAUUAUCGUUAUAUAUGAAAACAGCACGGGUCUAACUUUCGCUUAUAAUCAGAUUUUGACAAAAGCUACAGAAUCACAUAUAAAUAUUGCAAAUAGUCCUAAUGAGAGGAUGCUAAAGCCUAAUUAUUUGCGGUCUGAUUAUCCGACCUAUAAGCAAUGGAUGGAGAACUAUAUAAAAAGUAAUGUGAGAAUUUAUAUUAUUUUGAUGACGGCAAACGAGUUUUAUUUUAUAGAAAAUAUGUAUGAUGCUGGAUUAAGAAGAGGUAAUGUGAUUUUUAUUAUAUAUGAAAAAGUGACAUAUUCUUAUGGAAUAGAGACUGAUGAGACUCAGCUAAAAAAAUUAACGGAACUAUUAUAUGGGUCUAUUAUUAUAACUCAAGCUGAUUGAGUUGGAGACUAUGGAGAACAAAUAAAGCAAGGCUUCCUAAAAGUAUAUUCACCCCCUGCAGACUACAGAUGCUUUUCGUUCGAUUCCGCUAUGCUUCUCUUUCAUGGGAUCAAGUUUACCAUUGAUCAAGGUGGGAAUAUUGAAAAUUCGACACUUCUUAAUUAUAAUUUACGACAUCAAAGAUUUUUAGGCUGCCUAGGAACUGUUUCAAUAGAAUCCGACACAAAUGAUCGAAGCACAAGCAUAGUCGGAGUCUACAAUAUUCGCUGAAAUUCAAGUUCAAACAUCUUGUAUGAAUACUGAGUUGGUAGAUAUGACCUAGAAAAGUCUCAAUUAUUUACACUAUGAGACCCUAUUAUUUACUACGAUAACUCUACUAUUGUCCCUGGAGAUACCGUGGAUUAUCCUGAGUGUCCUUUUGAUUUAGAUAAAGUCCAAUACUCCGAUAUAGGAGCUGGAGUUCUCUAUGCCAUAUCUUUCGGUGUUUUGAUAGUUUCAGUAAUAGUGACUUUUUAUAUAUGAAAGUUAUAUUGGAAUAUAAAAAUCCCAGACAUGACCCAAAGAAGCCUGAUUUUUUUUGAAGACUAUAUAAGUAUGGGAAUAAUUGUUAUUGAUUUUUUGCAAUUUAUUGGUAUGGGUCCUGACAUUAAAGGGUAUGAUAAAAUUUCUAGUAUGCUUGCUGAUUAUGCGACGAUUAAUUAUUCAUGAAUAACCGAAGGGGCGAGAUUUUGACUUUGUGUAAAGGUGAUUUUGGCUGUGCUGUUUGUGUGGAUUUUACUAAGUAUUCACACUUUGAUUAAUUUUCAGAGGUUUGAUAAAUUUUUCUGUGAUUAUUGCAAAAAUUUUUCAAAUUUUGUACUACCAAUUAUUGGCAAUACUUGCUUUUUACCUAUGAUUUCUAUUCUUUUAGGAAUAGUUCAUGUGUUCAAGGAAUAG